AUGGCUAACAACUGGAUUAGUCCAGUUGGUCAGGGUGUUGCCGUAAUUUUCCCUGAUGACGGGAAUGGGAGUAGAAUUUUGUUUACUACUCGGAGCCAUGCUGUUGCUUUGGAAGCUAAAAGCCUUACUUAUGCUUUUCGUCUGCUCUCCAAUGAAGAGAGCUAUGAAUUGCUCUCAAUGAAGCUCUUUAAUGGAGAUCCUUGUCAUAAGGAAUUGUCCAGUAUCUCAUGCCGUAUAGCCAGCUGUUGCAAAGGGCUGCCACUUGCAUUGGUUCUGAUAGCUGGUACUCCGAAAAGGACAAAGAGAAAAAAGGAUUCUUGGAAACAUGUUGCUAAGACGUUAUUCAGGUCAUUAAGCAUACAGGAACAAAUCCUGGAAAUUCUUGAAGUUAGCUACAAGCGCUUGCCAGAUCACUUGAAGCCAUGCUUCUGUUAUUUAGGAACUUUUCCAGAGGGCACAACAAUUUCAGUGUCAAAAUUGAUGCGGUUAUGGAAUUCCGAAGGAUUUGUGCAGCAGUCAAAUUGGGGCCGCAAGAACUUAAAGCAAGAGGCAGAGAGUUACCUGAAUGAGUUAAUUGAUAGAAGUCUUGUAAUGAUAGCCAGAAAAAGUUCCAAGGGAGGAGUCAAAGCAUGUCGCGUUCAUAAUGUGCUGCAUGAAUAUUGUACAGCAAAACUUGGGAAAAGACGAUCUGUGACACGAGAAGACAUUUCUCAUGGAAUUGCAAUUCUUUUGGGUAGUUUCCGACUGCAUGGUUUGAAUUUUUUGCACAUCUCUACGAACAUCUCUUCAUUGCUGUACUUUCAUAAACCUGAUGGAACUGAACUAGUGAGUUCAGGGUCUUUGCCUCCUCAUGCUAGAGGCUUUCACUCUGAAUGUGCGUUCAGAGAUUUUCUUUCUAAGGGCAGGCAUAAUCUCUCCGAACAGAUAGGAUUAGGGUAUAAAAAAGGGCUUGUGCAUGGCACCAGAACUAGCCAAAGCAGGCACUUAGAUUAUGGUUCAAUUCUCAAGUGCAAACACCUUAGUGUGUUAGACUUGGGAAAUGUUCGAGUCCAAAGUAGCGCCGACACAUCUGAUCUUGUCAAGAUAGCCAAGCUGGUUCACUUAAAAUACUUGGCUGUCCGGAUUCGUACAAAUAAUAUUCCCUCUGAUAUCGGCAACCUCCGAAACUUGGAAACUUUUCUUAUCAGUGGUGCAAUUGGUAACGUCAUGUUACCAGAGACUAUUUGGAAAUCGGCAAUGGAGAGGGAGCUUAUACUGGAUCAUUCUUUCUUCAGUUGCGAAUAUUACAGUCAAGAGUUUCUUGAAAACUGUUCUGACCUGAAUAAUUUGAAAUCCAUUUCCACCAUUUCUAUGCAACAUGCAAGUGUUGAGAAAUUCCUGAGGAGGCUACCCAACAUCGAGAAAUUAGGAUGCAUAUUUUCAAGUACAUGGAAGGAUUACUUUCAAGCUUGCAAAAUCCAUUUCGGAUAUUAG
This is a messenger RNA of Coffea arabica (coffee), 1473 nucleotides long. RefSeq names its product putative late blight resistance protein homolog R1B-16. NCBI's taxonomy places the organism in Eukaryota, Viridiplantae, Streptophyta, Magnoliopsida, Gentianales, Rubiaceae. Gene Ontology annotation, biological process: defense response to other organism. Gene Ontology annotation, molecular function: ADP binding. The record is from RefSeq and is a predicted model, not a curated record.